This is a messenger RNA of Nasonia vitripennis (jewel wasp), 1152 nucleotides long. It is a transcript of the gene Alr, whose product is annotated as FAD-linked sulfhydryl oxidase ALR. Gene Ontology annotation, molecular function: flavin-dependent sulfhydryl oxidase activity; flavin adenine dinucleotide binding. NCBI's taxonomy places the organism in Eukaryota, Metazoa, Arthropoda, Insecta, Hymenoptera, Pteromalidae. The transcript is spliced from 2 exons. Gene Ontology annotation, cellular component: mitochondrion. The coding region runs from base 141 to 638 and encodes 165 amino acids. The record is from RefSeq and is a predicted model, not a curated record.
CGUCGUCAUAUGUAUAUGGCUGCAGCGCGUCGUCUGCGAUGUGAUGAACAACGUGCCUUUCAUGCCGACAGGACGCUCGUAAAAUCCAGUGCAAUUACGGAUUUCAUUGUCGAAGCAAGGACGUUUCUGUUGCGCGAAAAAUGGAAACAAUGGCAGACGGCAAGCCGUGCCGCACUUGCACCGAUUUCAAAACCUGGGCAAAGUUACAAAAGCAGACUUUCGACUCGGAAAAGAAAUCGGACCAAGCCAAGCAGGGAUCGGAUCACAAGUACACAGAAACUAUGAAUGCAAGGAGGAAAGACUGUCCGUUGGACAGGGAUGAGCUGGGCUCACGUACGUGGGGAUUUUUGCACACCAUGGCUGCUUACUAUCCGGAAAGUCCUACUGUGGAGCAGAGGAAAGAUAUGAAAACGUUUUUUCACUUGAUAUCAAAGUUUUAUCCGUGCAAUGUAUGCGCUGAGGAUUUACAAGAGCAGCUGAAAAAGUCGCCGCCCAAGACUGAUUCCAACCAUCAGCUGAGCCAGUGGCUCUGCGAUGUUCACAACGAAGUCAACAAGAAAUUAGGUAAACCCGUGUUUGACUGUAGCUUAAUAAAUCAGAGAUGGCGAGAUGGUUGGCUCGAUGGUUCCUGUGAUUGAUGACCAAUUUUUAGAUUUCCUAUAACUUUUACGUCGCUGUAAAGAGAAUUAGAGCACACGCACAAAUGGAAAUGAGAUAAACUAAUUUUUGUAAAUAAGUAAAUAUCUAUAUUUAACUUUAUAAAUUGUUCCCACAUUGUAUGAAAAGUGUAAAUAUAAUCGUUUGGUUUCAUACAGAAAUAUAUACACGUAAUAUUGCUUCUUUUACAAAUGUCUUUUACAAUCAAGAGUCAAGAGAUAGUAUUAACUGUUGGUGGAGAAUGUGAGAGAGUAAAGAGUGUCAUAGCAGUUCGAGAUUGAGGCUCAUAGGCGUGUCCUUGGCCUUCACCUCCUAUCGGAACUACCUGACAAGUCCUGAUGUGAAAAGGAAAAUUGGUGUUGGCUGACGAUGGUCGUGUCACAUAAAGAAAUGUUAGAUGCCCAACAAAUAUCACCCAGAGAGAACUGCCUUUAACAACACUCUCUCUUACCCAUUUGUCAAUUAAAAACGUAAUAGUUAGUACCUAAAAAUAAA